GUUGAAUGAUGAGCGAAAAGUCAUUUGUUUACAAUUAUUACAAUGGCCUCCGUCACUGAGAUGAAGUGCGCAGUCAGAGAGACACUGGAGUCCCGCGGUGUACUGGGCCAGCUGAAGGCUCGUAUCCGGGCAGAGGUGUUCAGAGCCUUGGAUGAUGAACACCGUCCUCGUCCGCCGCUGUCCCACGAAAACCUGCUCAUCAACGAGCUCAUACGGGAGUAUCUAGAGUUCAACAAGUACAGGCACACUGCAUCUGUACUGACUGCAGAGUCAGGCCAACCCGAAGUUCCCUUAGACAGACAGUUUCUGGCAAAUGAGUUGAAAGUUGCAGAAGAUGCAAGUUCCAAGUCUGUGCCUCUUCUCUAUGGCUUGGUGUCUCACUUUGUGAACAGCGGUGAUAAUGCCACGAAGGUGUUUCUGCGUGGUGCCUCUCUACCAUCUGGUCCUGCUGCUGGUAGUGCAGUACCUGGACCUGAUGCCUAAAACUUCACAAUGGGUACUUAUAUGAUGUGGACCAAAAAGAUGCUGCAACACACAAAUUGUUAAUGUAAAACUGACAAAGUUUGUUGUCUUUUAGCUGAGUAGACUCUGAUUCAGUUAACUGAAGAUGUGUAGAGAAUGUAUUUAUACUUAGAUUGAAUGAAAUUUUGCAUCUCCUUGUUUUAAUUCAGUGACAGAAGCUUCUAUCCAUCACUGUGUUUUCAGUUGACAAGCAUUGCUGCUAUGAAUAUGUAAUUUCAAGGCCUCAUUACUGUUUUUCUAGUGUAAUUUGCCAAAUAUUCAAUGUUGGGCAUUAAUAUUUAAUAGCAAUACACAACGACUAAUAGAAUCAGUCAUUGUAUUUGCAGUAAUCCUCUAUGUCCUGAUAAAAGCAAGUUGUCCACUUUAACUUCAGAUUAGUUUUGUAGAUGCAUUUUCUAUUUUGAUUUACACACUAUGUUUAUUGUUUGUUUGGUUGUCUUUUUUUUUUUAAUAAAUGUUUUCUAUUUA
Sphaeramia orbicularis (orbiculate cardinalfish) is the source of this 990-nucleotide messenger RNA. RefSeq names its product centrosomal protein 20 (gene cep20). Gene Ontology annotation, cellular component: ciliary basal body; centrosome; motile cilium. The record is from RefSeq and is a predicted model, not a curated record. The transcript has 4 exons. Gene Ontology annotation, molecular function: protein binding. Gene Ontology annotation, biological process: microtubule anchoring; cilium assembly. The coding region runs from base 43 to 483 and encodes 146 amino acids. Lineage: Eukaryota; Metazoa; Chordata; Actinopteri; Kurtiformes; Apogonidae.